AUGUCGACUCCAACUCUUGCCGAGAAGCUGGACAAGAUCCGGUCCCCCGGCCUUCAGAGCCAGAAGAGGACCGCAGUAGUCCUCGAGGCGGUCGACACGACAUUGAAGGAGCAGAAAACUGAGCCUACACCGACCGGCUACUUCGCCGCCCUUUUGGCCCUUCUCACACAAGCCGUCGAGAGCGGCAACGUUGCCUCCGAAACAACGACCUCCGUUGUCUACCUGCUCGAUACCGUUACCCCGUUUGCGCCCCAACCAAUCCUCCGAGCGAAGUUCACCCAGAUCCUCACUUCCCUCGCCCCCGUCCUCCUCCUCGAAGAUGCCGAAGCCCUACUUCUCAGGUCCUCCAUGGGCUGCCUGGAGUCUCUGCUGCUCGCGCAGGAUUCCGCCGCCUGGGAGCUGGGCAUCACCCAAAUCGGCCCCCGAAGAGCCGUUGCUGGUCUGCUGAACCUUGCCCUCGACCAUCGCCCGAAGAUCCGAAAGAGGGCGCAAGAGGCCCUACGCAAGGUUCUGACGAACCCGCCUCCGAGUCCUUCGCUAGAUCACCCGGCCGCCGACAUGUGCGCGCACACCGCUCUUGCGAACCUAGAAGAUUUGGCCACCAAGGCUGCGCAGGCCAGGAAGCAGAAGAAUGGAGCCGAGUCAGCGCACGAUCCCGCUCUGAUCCACGCCCUCCAGCUCAUCAAGACCGUCGCGUCCUCCAGCGGUGGUUGGCCCAGCAAGAAGAUUGAGUCUCUGUGCGAGCUGCUCCUGGGUAUUUCCAGAUCAGGCAACGAGUACAUGACUAUGGCCUCUUUUGAGAUCUUUGAGAUGAUUUUCGAGGGCAUGGCCGAUGAGGUUGCUUCGGCCAAGCUCCCCCGACUUAUGGAGAUCAUUUCCGAAUUGCGCCCUGCUGCAAACGACACCCAGCUUAUUCCGCCAUGGCUCGCAAUUCUUUCAAGGGGCUACGACGUUUCUGCGCAGCUUGAGCCCGAGGAUGUGUUUCAGAACUUGCCCGAGAUCUUCUCCAUGGUCGCCCAGUACCUGGAGUCUUCCGCCCACAACAUCCGUGUCUCUGCGUCUGAGUGCCUAGUCUCAUUUCUUGCAAACUGCGUUCCUAAGCAAGUCAUCCUCGAACCAUCCAUCUACGACGAGAAGACUCUGGACAAGAUUGCCAAGAUUGCAGAGACCCUUCUUAGCGUAAAGUAUCAGCAGGCUUGGAUGGAGAGCUUCAAUGUGUUCGGAGCCAUGUUUGAUUCCCUGAGGUGGCGCGCUCACCCCAUGAUGCUCAACAUCACCAAGGCCGUUGGCGAUCUUCGUGGUAGCGAUUCUUUCCAGGGCAAAAAGGAGGCCGAUGAGGUCAUUGGAAAGGCCGUCCGCGCCAUGGGCCCUGAGGCGGUGCUCUCUAUCCUUCCCUUGAACCUGGCCAAGCCUGUGAAGGGCCAGCAGGGUCGUGCGUGGAUGUUCCCCAUCCUCCGCGACUACGUCAGUAACACCAACCUUGCUCACUUCCGCCGCGAGAUGGUUCCUCUGAGUGAGCUCAUGUUCCAAAGGGUCCUGGACCAUGGUAAGGCGGAGAAGACGAUGGAGGUCAAGAUCUUCGAGACCCUCGUGCAACAAAUUUGGGCGACUCUGCCGGGAUACUGCGACCUUCCCCUCGACCUGACUGAGGCAUUUGACCAGGGUUUUGCCGAGCUUCUGGCCAACAUUUUGUACAAGCAGGUUGAGUUGCGCCUGGAGGUUUGCCGUGCGCUCAAGAUCCUUGUUGAGUCGAACCAGGCCAUCGCCUCUAUUGAGGACGCUGAGGAAGACCUCGUCCUUCAGAGCCGUGUCUCCAGGGCCACAGCGAAGAAGAACCUGGAGCACUUGGGCGGGUUUGCGGCCAAUAUGCUGGCUGUCCUCUUCAACGUCUACACGCAGACCCUGCCCCAGUCAAGGGGACCUAUCCUACUUACUAUCAACGCUUUCCUGAGCGUCACUCCCGAGAAGGAGCUUGUUGAGACCUUUGAUCGCGUCAGCAAAAUGCUCGCAGCGGAACUGCAGCAGACUGCCGAGCAAGAGAAGCCCAAGCAGCAGCAGAAGUCCUCGGAACAAAUGCCGUCAACAAGCAACACGCUUAUGGACCUGAUCAUCACUAUCUCGGUCUACCUGCCCCGUGAGAGCUUCUCUGCUCUUUUCGAGAUCGCCGCCGUCAUCAUUUUCAAGGAAAACGAGCCGCAAUUGCAGAAGAAGGCCUACAAGCUGGUUCCUCGUCUGGCCGAGUCCGAGACUGGCAAGCUCGCCCUCCAAGAGCGCACCGAAGAGCUGCAACAAAUGUUCCUCAACAGUGCUGAGAAGGUCUCCGCUCCAGCUCGCCGUGAGCGUCUGGGCGCCCUCUCAUCUCUCCUCGCCUUCAUCCCCGACACCUCUCUUCACUUCAUUCCCGCAAUCCUUAGCGAGGUCGUCAUCUGCUGCAAGGAGAACAACGAGCGCGCCAGAGAAGCAGCCUAUGACCUUCUCGUCCAGAUGGGCCAGCGCAUGGAGGCCGCCAACAACGCCACCAUUGACAACUCCAAGGUCCCGCACAUGCCCGCCGACGCACCCGCCGGCAAGGCCAACAUCGAGGAGUUCCUCACCAUGGUCAGCGCCGGUCUCGUCGGCAGCACGCCGCACAUGAUCUCCGCCUCCAUCACGGCCCUCAGCCGCGUUCUCUACGAGUUCCGUCGUUCCUUCAGCACAAACACCCUCGCCGACCUCGUGCAAACAAUGGACCUCUUCCUGACCUCCAACAACCGCGAGAUCGUCAAGAGCGUCCUGGGCUUCGUCAAGAUCUGCGUCGUCAGCCUGCCCUCGGAGCUCGUCAUCCCUCGCCUGUCGAGCCUGAUCCCCAAUCUCAUCAUCUGGGGCCACGAGCACAAGGGCCACUUCAAGAGCAAGGUCCGCCAUAUCCUCGAGCGCAUGGUCCGCAAGUUCGGCUACGAGCUUGUCAACCAGAACUGCCCCGAGUCCGACCGCAAGCUCAUCAACAACAUCCGCAAGACCAAGGAGCGCAGCAAGAAGAAGAAGGAGACCGCCCGCCAGGCCGGCGAGGAGAGCGACGACGACGGCGACGCCCGCCACGGCCGCAAGUUCGACAACGAGCUCGACCAGGCCCUCUACAGCAGCGACUCGGACGGCUCUGAUGACGAUGAUUCCGACGACGGCGAGGGCGCCGCCGCUUUCAAGGCCAAGCGCGGCAACCGCAAGGGCGGAAACACGUACAUUGUCGAGGACGAGGACGAGCCUCUCGACCUGCUCGACCGCAACGCCCUCGCCAACAUCUCCUCGACCAAGCCUGUCAAGAUGCGCAAGCCGGCACGAUCCAAGGCGAAGAUGGACCUUGACGGCAAGCUCAUCCUCGGCAAGGACAGCGACGACGAAAUGGAGGUCGACGGCGGCGCCGGCGAAGGCUCCGGCGUCAACGCCUACGUCGCGGCGCUCAAGGGUAAGGACGUCGCGCGCAAGGGCCGCGGCGGCAAGCUCAAGUUCAGCAACAAGCGCGGCCAGGACGACGAGGACAUGGAGGACAUGGACGAGGGCGACGCGGCUGCGGUCAAGGCGCAGGUCGAUAGGAACAGAGGCGGCGCCGGUGGCAGGCCUUUCCGCGGCGGUCGUGGUGGCCGUGGCGGUGGUGCGCGUGGCGGACGUGGUGGCAGGGGCGGUAUCGCCGCCGGACGCAAGGGGCUUGGUGAGGAGAGGAGACGGGGCCCGAUGUCUGGUGGUGGUGUGAACAAGGGCCGCGGCAGAGGUGGUGGCCGAAGGUAG
Molecule: messenger RNA, 3762 nt
Organism: Colletotrichum chrysophilum
Lineage: Eukaryota; Fungi; Ascomycota; Sordariomycetes; Glomerellales; Glomerellaceae
Exons: 2
Coding region: 1-3762 (1253 amino acids)
Source: RefSeq, a predicted model, not a curated record